This is a messenger RNA of Adineta ricciae, 1572 nucleotides long. The record is from the annotation of a GenBank genome assembly. NCBI's taxonomy places the organism in Eukaryota, Metazoa, Rotifera, Eurotatoria, Adinetida, Adinetidae.
AUGUGGUGGAAGGUUAAUGCAGUUAUUAUAGGAAUGUUUAUUUCAUCGGUUGUCGACGGACAAAAACCAACAUUUUCGUGUAAUCGACCAAUUUUUUGUUCAACAGCAUUGUGGAAUACAUUGGGCAUCACCUUUGCUAAUCAGACAAUAUCUGGGCAAAAUCCUCUCGCCGUUUUUGUCGAUGUCAACAACCGGGUCUAUGCCGUUAAUCAAAACACCAAACAAAUUCUAAUUUGGCAUAACGAUAGCAUCGAUCCCACACAAGUCAUUCCCAAUAGUGUUUAUAAUUCAUGGUCUAUCUUUGUGACCGAUACUGGUGACAUUUAUAUUGCAUACAACCACUUAUAUCGUGCAGUCAACAAAUGGAUAUCAGGGACAAAUUCUUCUGUUGUUGUGCUGAACACUACCGCACUUUGUUUUGGCCUUUUUGUCGACACCAACGAUACUUUAUAUUGUUCACAGAUGAAAAAUCAUACGGUAGUUAAAAGAUGGUUGAAUGACAAUAAAAUGACGAUCAGUAUUGCAGCUGGUACAGGUGUUAAUGGCACUGCAUCGAAUCAGCUAGAUUAUCCUCAAGGAAUCUUUGUUGACGUGAAUUUUGAUUUAUAUGUAGCAGAUUGCUAUAAUCAUCGUGUUCAAUGGUUUCAAUUAGAACAGUCUAAUGCCACGACAAUUGCCGGACAAGGAUCAACAGAGAAUAAUAUCAGACUUUAUUUUCCUACGGGAAUUUUACUUGAUGCUGAAAACUAUAUAUUCAUCUUGGAAUCUGGUAAUGGUCGUAUAAUUAGAUCAGGAUCAAGUGGUUACCGAUGUAUAAUUGGAUGUGAUGGACGAGGUUCACUGGCUAAUCAACUAUCAGGUCCAAGUACUUUUAGUUUUGAUAAUCAUGGAAAUAUAUUUGUUAGUGAUCAAAAUAAUCAUCGAAUUCAGAAAUUUGUAUUCAUGACAAAGUCUUGCGAUUACACAACUACUUAUUCACUGGCAACUGACGUUCAACAAGUUACACCAUUAUUUUUCACCCCUACAUGCCCAAAUUCAUCGAACAUUGGCGUCGACUGCAAAUUGCCAAGCACUUCCUGUGCAAUUCUGAACCCGUGUCUGAAUGAUGGCACCUGUACCGGUGCAUCCACUUGUAUAUGCGCGCCAGGAUGGCAGGGCAGGCGAUGUGAGACGAAAAUAAACUAUUGUAUUAAUGUAACCUGUCAGAACAAAGGUGUUUGUCGACCGUUGUUACUGAAUUAUUCAUGCGAAUGUCUCAGUAGUAGUUUCUCUGGCCGUCAUUGUGAAAUAACUGCGACGAAAAUAGUCAUCUAUAAGACUGUAUCGAAGUCUGUAUCAUAUAUAGCGAUUAUUGCGAUGAUAACUGUGGCUGCAUUUGUUAUUAUUAUGGAUAUAUUGAAAUAUUGCUUUGGUAUUGAUCCGACACGCGAAGAACUAGAACAUAUUCGGCGAGAAAAACGAGCAAAGAAACGCAAACCAGUGGUUCAACGCUUUGUGUAUGUGAAUGCUCCUUCGAUUCGAGUUUCGCAAUCGAAAGAACAGUCCAACAGCAUCAAUGACACUAGCGUUUAG